Silurus meridionalis is the source of this 2459-nucleotide messenger RNA. It is a transcript of the gene spata2l, whose product is annotated as spermatogenesis associated 2-like. The record is from RefSeq and is a predicted model, not a curated record. The coding region runs from base 72 to 1895 and encodes 607 amino acids. Gene Ontology annotation, cellular component: cytoplasm. Lineage: Eukaryota; Metazoa; Chordata; Actinopteri; Siluriformes; Siluridae. The transcript has 3 exons.
AACUCCAAAUAACCUCCAUGUGAUCAGUUCACUGCAUAGGGUAUGAACAAAUAGUGUUUAGUACACUUUUUAUGCAACAGGAAGCAAUUUGGUAUUCAGCCAGAGGUCGAACUACGUUGGGACGCCGUUUGCGGAAGUUACGUCAAAGGAUGAGUGCUGGAAUGCGGUGUUUGGAUGUUUAUCAGGCCUGCUUAGAACAUCGGCUUCAGCAAGGAGAGUGUGAUCCUGUGUGCCGAGAUGAAGAACUGUGUAAGGAAGUUGAGACACGUUUGUCCGAAUGCAGUCUCCAAGACUUUCACUCUCAGCUUGGGUUAGACCUGCUGUCAGUGAUGGAAGUGUCCCUUCGAGCAUCAAACCAAACACAGGGCCAAAAUAGACUCAAAAGUCUGGUGAAGGCGUUUGAAGUGCUCGAGCUUGCAGCUCUAAAUCUCUAUUUGUGUCCAUGGCGGAAGGAGUACAAGGUGGUGAAGAUGUUCUCGGGUAUGUUUACUCACUGCAUCAAACCUGCUCUGACAGCACAGCAAGCUAAAGAGCUAUUUGCAUUACUCGGAUACCAGCCAGUGAGCGGCAAUGAAGAGGAGCUUCGACUAACAACAAAACCGGUUCAUUCGCACAACCUGCUCCAGCUGGCAUGCAGUUUCUUCACCGCUCGUAUAGAGUGCCAGCUGCUGCUUACUGCCUCAAACUCCUUGGGUGGCAGCAUUGAGUGGGUGCUUCAGCUCAUUCACGAAAGAAAGCAUGGCUGCAAUUUUCAAAAGGCACUGGACAGUGCAAAGGCAAAGCUGGAGCUCCAUGCUACAUGUGAUCCACCAUUAGCUCUAGAUACAACUCUAGACCUAUACACAGAUGACAGCCUGGCAAAGCACAGUCACAUGGCUUCACCACCCAGCCUCCUGUACAUUCCACCUAGUACAGAUGCCUUAACACAUAAGAUGUCCCCCAGUAACAUUUCUCGAUCAAACAAGGAGGGGAAUGAAAUCAAGGCACAGACGACCUCCAUCUCAUCCCUUACCUGUCACAUCAAUGCAACACCACAGAAGGCCAACGCGAACCUCAAGCCAUAUGAAAAUAAAAGACAAUUUACAGCAAUACGGAAUGCCCAGCAUAAUGCGUCAAAAGAAGGACAACGUGUGUGCGAGUGCAUAAAGUCACCUGGCUUGUAUCUUAAGCAAUGCCUUCAGUGUGAGGAAAUACAUAGUAUGUAUUGUUCUUGUUUUCAGAACUGUAUAAAACUAGGGCAUGAGGUAAAAUCUAUAGAGAUGCACAUGAUGGAUGCACAAUCCCAGAGCAGACCACCAAAAGAUGAUUUAAAGCAACACGGCUGCAUUACCGAACCCAGCAUCGAUAGUGUCAUUGUGUGCCACGAUUGUCAUUAUAUUCAUGAUUCAAAAUGUGAGGAACUUGGAAUGUGUUACUACACAAACCAUAAUGUGCAAAAUACUGGAAGGUUACAGCCAGCUCAUGUAGAAAAAGGAGUGACUGCUCAUACAUGCAUACACGAAGAUAAAGAACAAGGAGUCUGUCAUACGUGUAACAAAUCCCACAGUUUACUUUGCAGUGACCUACGGGUCUGCCAAAUGUCUGCCCACAAGGUGGCAUACCUGCCAGAAAAUAACGAAAAAGCCAAACCUGUGCCUUUGCAUCAGUGCUGUACAUCAACCAAACCAAAGUUUGCCUGCCUCACAUGCAGGGUUUUCCAUGCCCUUUCCUGUGAAGAUAAUCAUUGCCAAGGACAGCAUGAAGUGCACAAUCUUAAAAACACAUGCUGUGUGUGCUCAGACCCUGAGCUUUACAUUUUGUGUAGGUACUGCUUUACCCAAAUUUGCAAAAAAUGUUGGUUUAAGGACCCCCUGGAUUGCAGAUGUGGCAUGCCUUUUGAUAUCACUGCCGUUUAAAGGAGUGACUAGAGAAUUUGUAUGUUUAUCUAGCUGCUUUAAAGGCACUUUAACAGUUUUUUUGUUACCUGCUACUACAGGUAAAUUACUAUAUAAUGUACUAAAUUGACACAAACACUGCCUUAUGCAAAAUGGCAUUAUCAGACUACUGAUAUGGUUCUGAAGUACGAGUUUAAUACAUAACGAGGCCGCAUUUUAGACACAAUGUAUUUUAACUGCUCUUCUGAUAAUGCACAGCCACAUCAAAACAGACGACAGACGAAGCUCUUUCAGUGUUGCAGUCGGUUUCUUGUGUGUUGAUGGUGUUUUCAAUUUUGUUUUGAUAGAAAUGUCUGAUAAUGUGGUAUGGUUCUUAAUUUCCAUAAAGCUUUACGUGAUUGCACUCAUUGUUAUUACAAAAUUACAAUAUUGUCUACUAAUUUAAAAUAUAAUGGAAUAAAAAAACAAACAUUAAGUUUAAAGCACAAUCAGUGACAAACAAAUGUAAUUGUUUAAUGCAGAACUGUUAUUCAUUGUAUUGUUCCCAGUUCACAUUAAUAAACGUUUUACUGUCCAUACGAUCAA